UCAGAAGGGUACGACAUGUAUAGAUCAGCACUGGACUCUGCCCAAAUCAAUGAACUAUGUAGGGGAUCACUCUGCAGGCACAGUGGAGGUUCUCUUCACAAGAGCAGAAGUCAGCGAAGGAGGACCAUGGGGGUUUUUGCUGCUCUGUUGAUACAGCUGUGUGCGUCAGCUGCUUUUGGACAGGAAUUCGUGACUGUGGACGCAGGGACAAAUGUAUAUGAAGAUUAUGUGUAUUACGAUUACGUGACUGGGAGCCCAACCGAUGUCGUUAUCGAUCCGGGUGACUGGCUGUACGAUCUCCUGGAUGUCCAAAGCAAGUGUGACUCCAAUCCCUGUUUAAAUGGAGGCAGCUGCGACACCACACAUGAGAGUGGCUUUGUUUGCUUGUGUCCUGAGCCUUACACUGGCAAAAUGUGCCAGACAGUGAAGGACGUUUGCAAGGGUGUCACUUGUGGCCAAGGAACCUGCGUUUUCACGACAGCUGCACCGUAUUAUGAAUGCAAAUGCAAGCCUCCUUUCAGACCCCCCAACUGCAGAAAAGCCGCCCCCUGCAGACCCAAUCCAUGUCAGAAUGGAGGCAGCUGCUCGAAGGGGCCCAAACCUUCUUCCUUCCACUGUCACUGUCCAGUAGGAUUCAGUGGAAAGUACUGUGAAGUUGGACCAAAUGAUUGCUAUGAGGGCAAUGGGGAAUCUUAUCGUGGCAUGGCAAGCAUGACAGUGGACAGGGAAGACUGUCUGGACUGGAACGCCUACUUCAUCUUGCAGAAAGGUCAAGAUCCUUUCCAGCAGUAUGCCGGCUUUGAUGGACUGGGACCUCACAAUUAUUGCAGAAACCCUGACGGAGACGACCAGCCCUGGUGUUUUUACUCCUUGAAUGGUAACCUGAGGUGGAAUUACUGUGACGUCAGGAAAUGUUCAAAAGUUCCAGCCACAGCACCAACCAUCUAUGAAAGCAGUCCAGCACCAACCAAGCCACAUGCCUUCUCUCAGUGUGGCAGGCCCCAGCCUUCUCGUUCUGCCAGGAUCUUUGGUGGGAAGAAAUCGCUCCCUGGGGCUCAUCCAUGGCAGGUGUCCUUGCAAACUCGAGAUUUAAAUAGUCAAGGACCCUUCAGCCAUAUUUGUGGCGGCACCCUGCUGGAUUCUUGCUGGGUGCUUACUGCUGCACACUGCAUUAAGAGUGGAGUAGAGAUGCAGGUGAUGAUGGGAGGAGUCGACCUUGUGAAAAGUGAACACUACAAACAGGUGAUUCCUGUGGAGAGAGCCUUUCUGCAUGAAGAUUAUAGGGAGAGCCCCUUUGCUCUGCACAAUGAUAUCGCCAUGCUGAAGCUGAGAUUCACAGACAAGCCAUUAUGUGCACAAGAAACUCGCUUUGUCAAGACGGCGUGCCUCCCAAGCCAACCCUUUCACAACGGGAGUGAGUGUGUUAUAUCUGGUUGGGGAGUCACCGAAACACAGAAAUACGGGACCAAUCAGCUGCUCGACACUCAGGUUGUCUUGAUCUCCCAGGAGAAGUGCCAGGCCCCCCACGUCUACGGCAAGGCCCUGGACGACAGCAUGUUCUGUGCAGGAAACUUGAAAGGAGGUGUAGACUCCUGCCAGGGCGACUCUGGGGGCCCUCUGGUUUGUGAGAAGGAUGGAACACACUAUCUUGUCGGAGUGGUCAGCUGGGGCGAUGGGUGCGGCAAAAAGUACAAGCCUGGAGUCUAUGCCAACGUCAGGAGAUUUACUGAGUGGAUAUCUCAUUAUCUGAUCCAAUAAAGAAGCUGAACAAUGCUUUAGAAAACCUAGAUACAGUAUGUUGAACUCUGAAAUGAACGAGAAAUGCAACCUGUAAACGUGCAGAUUUUACAGACUCAUGUCGACCAAUGUCUGGUGAAGAAAACACCACUAGCAACGUCUCAUUGAGCGGCUUGACCUGUGGCUAUUGUCUCGAGGCACCGCAUUCCACUUACGGCAUUCUGUGGGGAUCCAGCAUUGUUACUAGCUUGACUGUUGGUCAUCACAUUUGUGACGUUGAAAUUUUUAUCUCCAAAUAGAUUUGAUCGCAAUAAAAUUUACAGCCGAUACAUUUUCAAUGGAACUCAAUAGUGAUGGGUAAUUGAAUCAUCAUAUAGCGAUUAGACUCAAUGACACACUGUGUUGACACUGUGUCACUGGAUACUGACACCUGCUGGACAUUAAAAAUCCCUGCAGCCAACCUUCUUGACGGACUGAAUUGACCCUCAUUUGAUGACCUUGGGUUCACAAGAAUAUCAUGUAAGCCUUUGCAUCCAUAUCUUUAAAUAAUGUGUCAUAAUGUGAAAAUCUAAUUGAAAACGAUGUGAAUGAGGAUGACUGUGAACUUUGUUUUUAUUAAAAACAAAAAGGGUUUCCAAUGUUUUAAAAUUUUCUAAAUUAAGUCUGCCGCUUUCCUCGAAAAAAAAAAAAUAAAU
Messenger RNA from Synchiropus splendidus (mandarinfish), 2432 nucleotides. It is a transcript of the gene habp2, whose product is annotated as hyaluronan binding protein 2. The record is from RefSeq and is a predicted model, not a curated record. The transcript has 13 exons. Gene Ontology annotation, molecular function: serine-type endopeptidase activity; calcium ion binding. Gene Ontology annotation, biological process: proteolysis. NCBI's taxonomy places the organism in Eukaryota, Metazoa, Chordata, Actinopteri, Syngnathiformes, Callionymidae. Bases 16 to 1758 code for a protein of 580 amino acids.